Daldinia loculata is the source of this 1154-nucleotide messenger RNA. RefSeq lists its product as uncharacterized. The transcript has a single exon. NCBI's taxonomy places the organism in Eukaryota, Fungi, Ascomycota, Sordariomycetes, Xylariales, Hypoxylaceae. Bases 92 to 718 code for a protein of 208 amino acids. The record is from RefSeq and is a predicted model, not a curated record.
AGCUAGGUUAUCUACCACCAUGUCUCUUGUCUUUGGAAUAAUAUCGUCAAGACAAAAAACACCAUAGGCAACGCUUAAUACGCUGAUAAAAAUGGCUCGCUCGCUUGUUCUCUUUGCAUCGGCAUUUGGCUUAGCCUUGGCGCAAAGCAACUAUCCAAACCAAUCUGCACCUUUCAACCUCGUCCUGUCAAGCGACAAUAGCACCCUGGAUGGCCUUAAGCUCACCGCUUGCCACUCUGGAGCCGCCGUCGAGUCAUUCUGUCUCGACGAUGCCGUCGAAGAGCCCGAGUUCCAGACAUUCUUCUUCAACGGCUCAGCCGAAGCGCCCUCAGACCCUAAGUACCUACCUUCCGGCCUAAUAACAUGGACUUUCACCGGUGGCCAGCCGCCUUUUACUGAGAGCACGGCAAUGUCACUCAUGUAUAACCCAGCCUCCAACCUCGCAUUUCCGCUCAUUUGGCCCAGCAGCGACACCGCUCAGCCUGUUUCGUUCACUGAGGAUGAGCUCCUGGCCGUGGCGGCCAACAUCGACGACGCGGUCUCACCGCCUGAGCCGUUUGAGAACUAUAUCACUUAUUUGACCGAUCGCUGGGCUGUGUGCACGACGUAUUGGCAGGGGUACGGAUAUGUGGCGCUGCAGUAUGUCCUAGGCAAGGAAGGGCCGCAGAACCCCAGCUGUCAACGGGUAACGGUUAAGAGGGUCUUUUUAGAGUCAUGAGAGACAUUAGGACGCCGGCGAGCUGAAUCAUGCCCUAAGCAACCUGGAUCAGGUUAUAUAAUACGCGGAUAAUAUUAUCUUCAUGUACCCUUCUUAGAUACGUAAUUCUAUUCGCUAAUUAUUAUUUUACCAUACCAAAAGACUAUCGUAAGUAGUAAAUUAUGAGCGGCAUUUUGAUUACCAUAUGAAUAUCGAAAUGGAGAAUGAACCAUAGAAUCUUAAUAUAUCUAUAGGAGAGGUCCCCUAAAUGAUAGCAACAUUAGAAUAAACCCUAAUCAAAUACCAUACCAUACGCCUAACCCCUAUCCAUACGCCAUUGAAGUUACGUAUCAAAUCAAUUUCCCGACCAGGCCCCCAUAGCAAUACCAAUGCCACCCAAUGUUUCGACGUGAAUAUUUAUUCGACGUGUCUCAAGGUCUCUGACAACUCUUAUUCU